AGACUCCACGAUCUCCUUCUCCAUUUUUUUUCUUCUCAGUUCUCUACCAAAAGAGAAGAUCUCAGACACGAAGUGGUUUCCAGGAGAGUGAGUGAGAGAGAGAGAGACUAACGAAGGAAGGAAGAUGUCGCUGAGGCCGAGCACACGCGCGGAGCUGAGGAAGAAGAUAUACAAGACUGGUGUCGAUGCAGAUGAGGCGAGGCGUAGGAGAGAGGACAACCUCGUCGAGAUUCGUAAAAACAAGCGCGAGGACAGUCUCCUCAAGAAGCGCCGCGAAGGCAUGAUGCUCCAACAGCAGCAGCCUCUCGGAGCUUCUGGCCUCGAUGCUCUCCAGAGCGCUGCCGCCGUUGAGAAACGAUUGGAAGGAAUCCCAAUGAUGGUACAAGGUGUUUAUUCUGAUGAUCCUCAAGCUCAGCUUGAAGCUACUACUCAGUUUAGAAAGUUGCUAUCUAUAGAGCGCAGUCCUCCAAUUGAUGAAGUGAUCAAAGCCGGUGUUAUCCCUCGUUUUGUUGAGUUUCUUCGAAGGCAAGACCAUCCACAACUCCAGUUUGAGGCGGCAUGGGCUUUGACCAACGUUGCGUCAGGGACAUCAGAUCAUACUCGGGUUGUGAUUGAACAUGGGGCCGUACCUAUCUUCGUCGAGCUUCUUAGCUCUGCUAGUGAUGACGUCCGGGAGCAGGCGGUGUGGGCCUUGGGGAAUGUUGCUGGAGACUCGCCAAACUGCAGGAAUCUUGUUCUCAACUAUGGGGCUCUUCUACCAUUGCUGUCUCAGUUAAACGAAAAUUCAAAGCUAUCCAUGCUAAGGAAUGCUACAUGGACCUUGUCCAACUUUUGUCGUGGGAAACCACCAACACCAUUUGAAGAGGUGAAGCCUGCCUUGCCAGUUCUUCGGCAGCUUAUUUAUCUAAAUGAUGAAGAAGUUCUUACUGAUGCCUGUUGGGCUCUCUCCUACCUUUCAGAUGGCCCCAAUGAUAAAAUUCAGGCUGUGAUUGAGGCUGGUGUCUGUCCACGACUUGUGGAGCUUCUAAGUCAUCCAUCACCGACGGUUCUCAUUCCUGCUCUCCGAACUGUUGGGAACAUCGUAACUGGCGAUGACUCUCAGACACAGUUUAUAAUUGAUAGUGGGGUACUUCCACACCUUUACAAUUUGCUCACGCAAAAUCACAAGAAAAGUAUCAAAAAAGAAGCUUGUUGGACAAUCUCAAAUAUUACUGCUGGGAAUAAAGUUCAGAUAGAGGCUGUGGUUGGCGCUGGGAUUGUCCUCCCUCUUGUGCAUUUGCUCCAACACGCAGAGUUUGAUAUAAAGAAGGAAGCUGCGUGGGCUAUUUCAAAUGCUACCUCAGGAGGUUCUCAUGAGCAGAUUCAGUAUUUGGUAGCACAAGGUUGCAUCAAACCUCUCUGUGAUCUUCUUAUCUGCCCUGAUCCAAGGAUUGUGACGGUGUGCUUAGAGGGGCUUGAGAACAUUCUCAAGAUUGGUGAGGCUGACAAGGAGAUGGGGUUAAACGGUGGGGUGAAUCUCUAUGCUCAGUUAAUUGAAGAAUCUGAUGGGUUGGACAAAAUCGAAAACCUUCAGUCCCAUGACAACAACGAGAUAUAUGAGAAGGCCGUUAAAAUCUUGGAGAGAUAUUGGGCUGAAGAAGAGGAUGAGCAGAUUCUGCCAGACGGAGAUCCAGCAGAACAAGGCUUCAGUUUUGGGAACAACCAGGCUGCUGCUCCCCCUGGUGGAUUCAAAUUUGGUUGAACAAAGGGUAUAGAACAUUGAAAAUCAUUUGGUGUGGGGGGGGACCUGAGAAUCAUCUUUUGCUACUGUCAUUGAAGGUUGGUUUUUGAAAUACUGGCGCAAAAAGGCUUUUAUACCAUUUUUUCUGUUUGUUGUCAUUUGUCUGAAUCAUUCUCUGCUUCUGCAUCUUAAUAUACCUUUAAAUCUGGGAUGAAUCAUGUUAUGUCUAGUGUGGUUUACUGGUUUAGGAUUGAUCACACUUUGUAUUUGUCACUAUUAUCUUUAUUGUUAUAGUUUUUUCAUUUCAUAA
Molecule: messenger RNA, 2030 nt
Organism: Raphanus sativus (radish)
Lineage: Eukaryota; Viridiplantae; Streptophyta; Magnoliopsida; Brassicales; Brassicaceae
Product: importin subunit alpha-4
Exons: 10
Coding region: 125-1741 (538 amino acids)
Biological process (GO): NLS-bearing protein import into nucleus
Cellular component (GO): nucleus; cytoplasm
Molecular function (GO): nuclear import signal receptor activity; protein binding
Source: RefSeq, a predicted model, not a curated record